ACCAAACAACCGUAGUUUUAAAAAAAAACAUACCCAGGAUGUAGCUGACUAAAUGUAAGGGGGUUCAAAGCUAUUUUGUGACAUGGAUACAAACCAGUUAUUACAACAGAUUUGCGGUUUACUGUCAGCUCAGUGUCCAGUGGCAGAAAAGUUUCGCUUCUGUCUCAUGUCAACACCGGAACCGUCCUCCCUUUCUUUACACUGAGCGCCAGCUGACGAUCACCCGACUUUUAACCCCGGUAGAGUUAAUCAGUACAAGAGGGAGCGAGUUGAAAUGCUGGAAACUACAGCAGCCCUGCGGAGCUCUUUGUAGCUGUCUGCAGCUGGAAGCGAUCGAUGGAUUUCCACCAACUUUGCACUUUUGAAACUUUCCAGCAGCUCUGGAGUCACUACGGUUAUGGAGGAAACUUCCCAGACGUGAUCGAGCAGGAGUUCAGACGGAUUAAAGGCGCUACAUACCUGGACCAUGCAGCAGCCCCUCUGUACCCAGAGUCUCUGGUCAGGGACUACUGCAGGGACAUUUCAACUAAUGUCUACGGAAACCCUCACAGCCAUAACCCCAGCAGCAGACUGACACACGACACUGUGGAGGGGGUGAGAUACAGGGUAUUGCAGCAUUUUAACACCACCCCUGAGGAGUACUCUGUGAUUUUCACUUCUGGUUGUACAGCCGCUCUCAAAUUAGUGGCUGAGAGCUUUCCCUGGAGGCCACCAACUGAGAGCGAGGCAGGGAGUCACUUCUGCUACCUCACAGACAGCCAUACCUCUGUAGUUGGCAUGAGAGGGCUGACUUCUGGCCAGGGGGUAGUUGCCCUGCCUGUCUCCCCGCUGGAAUUGGAAAACAGAUCAAAAGAUGAGGCUCAAGGUGAAGAUGUUAUUUGCGAGACACCGCACCUCUUCUGCUACCCAGCACAAAGCAACUUCUCUGGGAGGAGGUACCCCCUUAGCCAUGUGAAAAGCAUCCAAGCGAGAUGCCUUUACCCAGCAUGUGACCACCAAGGCCGCUGGUUUGUGCUGCUCGACGCAGCCUCUUAUGUCAGUUGUUCCUCUCUAAACCUACAGGACUGCCCCGCUGAUUUCAUUUCCAUCUCUUUCUACAAGAUGUUUGGCUUCCCUACAGGUCUGGGGGCCCUUCUUGUCCGCAACGACGCAGCAGGCAUACUGAAAAAGACUUAUUUUGGAGGAGGCACAGCAGCAGCUUACCUUUCAGGAGAAGAUUAUUAUGUGCAGGCGGCAAACAUUUCUGACAGAUUUGAAGAUGGAACUGUCGCUUUCUUGGACAUCAUCGCUGUAAAUCACGGGUUUGAAGCUCUUUACAGGAUCACAGGGAGCAUGCACAAUAUCCAGCAGCACACGUUCGGGUUGGCACGCUACUCAUACGUGCUGCUGUCAAGUCUUUGCCAUGGCAACGGGAGACCGGUGGCUCAGAUGUACACUGAAGGCCAGUUUGAGAGUCCGAUCACACAGGGCGCAAUUCUGAACUUCAACCUCAUGGAUUCUAAUGGACAGAUAAUUGGGUAUUCACAGGUAGACAGAAUGGCCAGUCUGUACAAUAUUCAUGUGCGCACAGGUUGCUUCUGCAACACGGGGGCCUGCCAAUCCUUCCUUGGGAUCACCAACGAGCAGAUGAAGAGGAACCUGCAGGCUGGCCACGUCUGCGGAGACAGCAUCGACCUAGUGGAUGGCCAGCCGACCGGAUCAAUUCGAGUGUCCUUUGGCUACAUGUCAACAUUUGAAGACUGUCAAAAGUUCCUGAACUUUGUUGCUGAGUGCUUCGUAGAGAAACCGGUCACGGUGGACCAAGAGAGGAUGCAGAAGCUAAAAACAGCCACAACAGCAUCAGAGGCCUCCAAAGAAUAUCCUUUAAUAAAAGUUACUAAUGGAGAAAUAUAUAAAGUAGAGGAAAAGAAGCCCACGGAAGCAUCACUGAAGGGAUUUGGACACAGAGACUCAAACAGCCAUGGGGAGGCUUAUACUCUAACCAACAUCUACAUAUAUCCCAUCAAGUCUUGUGGAGCGUAUGAGGUCCACGACUGGCCGGUGGGACCGCUGGGUUUACUGUACGACAGAGGCUGGAUGGUGGUGAAUGAAAACGGCGUGUGCCUGAGUCAGAAGAGAGAGACACGUUUAUGCCUCAUUCGCCCACAAGUGCACCUUCCCUCAAACAAAUUGCUCCUGCAGGCAUCAGGGAUGGAUACCAUUUCGGUUCCUUUGGAAAACAACACUCAAUUGCACACAGGCAUUCGGGUGUGUCACAGUAAAGUUUGUGGUGACAGGGUGGAGACUGUCGACUGUGGGGACGAGGCUGCAUCGUGGCUUUCAGACUUCCUUGGACAGCCGUGCCGCCUGAUAAGACAAAGACCUGAUUUCACCCGAGAAAUGAAAAAGAGGCUUGGCGGAGCAACCACCUCCUCAUCCCUCUCCCUGGUGAAUGAAGCUCAGUAUCUCAUGAUCAACCAUGCCAGCGUGGAGCUCAUUCAGAAACUAAUGAGCAGCAGGCAGGACGAUUCUGAGGGUGAUCAGCUCCUUGACAGGCAGAAUGUCAUUAGCCGCUUCCGAGCCAAUUUAGUCAUCGCUGGAGUAGAACCAUUUGAGGAGGAUAAUUGGUCACACUUGAUUAUUGGCAGCACUCGAUUCAUGGUUGCAGGUCCAUGUGGAAGGUGCCAGAUGGUUGGAACAGACCAGGACACUGGGACUAAAACAAAAGAGCCGCUAAUGUCCUUGUCUGCUGCUCGCACCGGGAAGGUGACUUUUGGUGUGUACCUGAGCCAUCAGCUUCCAGAAAGCUCUGCUGCAGCCACUGUUCUGUCCGUUGGUUCCCAUGUACAGCCUGAGCCACACAGUUCUUGAAGUAUUGAUCUCCAACAUCCUCUUUAUUCAUUUUGGUGACUAUUUUUAGUCCAAAUUUCUCCACUUCACAUCUUAAAGAUCACAUGUGGGGAGUUUUGGUAGAUGCUUCUCUUUUUUUGUCUGUGCAGCACUUGUGUCCUCUCAUGUGCCCUUUUCAUAUUGUACAUUAACAUAUUUAGUCUAUUUUGAUGGGAAAUGUAUGAGAAUUAUGAUUUUUCCCCCCAAACGAUGUUCUUAAAAUGUGUGCAAUAAAGGGGUUGCAUAAUAUUAACUACA
This is a messenger RNA of Amphiprion ocellaris (clown anemonefish), 3126 nucleotides long. It is a transcript of the gene mocos, whose product is annotated as molybdenum cofactor sulfurase. The record is from RefSeq and is a predicted model, not a curated record. Lineage: Eukaryota; Metazoa; Chordata; Actinopteri; Pomacentridae. Gene Ontology annotation, molecular function: pyridoxal phosphate binding; molybdenum ion binding; molybdenum cofactor sulfurtransferase activity. Gene Ontology annotation, biological process: Mo-molybdopterin cofactor biosynthetic process. The transcript has 15 exons. The coding region runs from base 337 to 2850 and encodes 837 amino acids.